Molecule: messenger RNA, 1902 nt
Organism: Eimeria mitis
Lineage: Eukaryota; Apicomplexa; Conoidasida; Eucoccidiorida; Eimeriidae
Exons: 1
Coding region: 1-1902 (633 amino acids)
Source: RefSeq, a predicted model, not a curated record
AUGCAUGAGAAGGACUGGCUGUCUUCUGGCACUGCCUUAGAGGUGAAGGAGACGGAGUAUGGAGGUGGCGAACAUAAUCAGGAUGCUUCGCUCGCCGACGCAGGCUUGCGAAUUUCGAAUAGAAGUAUCGAUGGGGGGACUAAUGGAAGGCCCUCUCCCCUAUCGAAAGGCAGCUAUUUCCACGCAUCAACAAUGAUAGGCAGUGUGGCAAUUUCCCUGUUUCUAUUGCACAUUGUUCUUUUUAGGGCAGGCAAGUGGCGACAAUCAGAGCUAAUGGAGCAAACUUAUACGGACGAUGGUGCAUUGGACGAACAAACAGGCACACUACCUCUGGAUCCGCAGAUAGAAGAGACACGGAUGCGACUGAAGGAAGUAGCAAAAUUGCUUCCCUCAGCGGCUCGGCUUGCCUCAUCCAUAGGCUCAGUUGAAGCCCAGAGAUUGUUGGCAACCUUACAAGAAAGUCUCAAGCCAGGAGGGAUAGCUAGUGGAGAUCCUGUGGACAAAGACACGAUAAAAACGCGAUUUGAUCUUGCUCUGGAGGCGUUGCGCGGUCUGUACCGUGCCGCGAUCCUUGAGAGUGAAGUGCUUGCGAGGACUGACUGGGAUACCCUUGCACUUCCCUUUCCUGCUUCAUAUGAAGAGCAAGGAAACCUCCUCUUUCUGUUGCGAGACGCUGGCGGGCAACAGGUGAGCGCGUUCCUCGAGUACCUUAUCUCGGUUAAUAAAAGUAUUGUGGAUUUAUCGUUGCGUCUUAGUGAUAUCCAAUAUAAGAUGUCUGCUACACCUGUGCUAGAAGAUGAAGACGAUGGAGAGCUGUUGGUAUAUGCUGCAAGGCAGCUUGAGCUGAUGCGCUCUCUAAGUGAUAGAAUAUUCCAGUUAAGUGAUAGAGCACGCAAGUUGUCAGUAGGCGCCGCAUACGGUGUCAAGUUAAUCUUGCUUCAUGCGAUAGAAGAGUCAAUGUGGAAACUUCAGGGGACGUUGGAAGUAGCUCAGGCUCACACUUCUUUGAUGCGUGAUUAUCAGAGCUCAACUAUGCAUGAUGGUGACCAGAAUGCAUCACAAGUGGAGGAUAGGGGUCGCUUAAACUCCCUCGUGAACCGGCUCAGAGAAGUCGAAACGCUGCGGGAGAAACUUGGCAAGGAGUUGAAGAUUGUGAAAUCGAUUGUAACUAUUGAAGCUGCCGUAGCUGGGCACGGAAGAGCGGCUGUGCUAGUAGAAGAAGCUGAGGCUGUGCUGUCUCAUUGCUGGGCGUUAGCACAAGAACUUACUAUCCGUUCCCAGCUUGAUGAUGACGAGGUUGCACGGUUAACGUCUAUGGCCGGAAAUGUGGGGCGUCGCGCUGAAACAAAACUAACUAGCGUACGUGAAAUCCUGUCUCGUGUCCAGGAGAGGUGCAGUGCCACUAUCUCCCGCAGCACUACGACGCCAGGAAGCCAGCAUAUCAGCCCCCUUUUGACAACUGGCCAGCUGGAGACGGCAAAGGAGAUUGGGAAAGCAGCAAAGAAGCGAGCCAAGACAGCCAUGGCGUUUAGACAGGCCCCGAAGGAGGCAGAGCAAGCCCUGGAAUCCCUUAGGCUUGCGGCAGAAAGUGCAGUCCAUCUUGUAGUGCUGAACAAGAGAGCACUGCUUCUCCUGCUGACUGGAGAGUUGCAAAGCCUUAUCGAAGAAGACGUUGAAGAUUGCGUGCAAGCCGUCGCAUCCGUAAGUUCGAGGAAAUCAGGGCUCCAAGAGGAGGACAAACAUGCGCUAGUUGAAAUUAAAUCGCAUUUCGACGAAGCUUUGAAGGCUCUCAAAGAGGCAAAGACAUUCGAAGAAGUAGCGAAGACUGCAGUAUUCCUUCGAAAGCACGCCCAGUCAGCAGAAGCUUUUCUAGGGGAAUCCGAGAUAGAUCAAUCGAGGUAG